Messenger RNA from Annulohypoxylon maeteangense, 1262 nucleotides. RefSeq lists its product as uncharacterized. Gene Ontology annotation, cellular component: membrane. Lineage: Eukaryota; Fungi; Ascomycota; Sordariomycetes; Xylariales; Hypoxylaceae. The coding region runs from base 487 to 1131 and encodes 214 amino acids. The record is from RefSeq and is a predicted model, not a curated record. The transcript is spliced from 3 exons.
ACGACUGUCUUCCUAGGAUAAUGCAAUAACAAGUUUUUUUCUAUGUUCAGUUCUAGAUUUAGUCUUUAGGUGAGGAUUGUAGGCUUCGCUUGUUUUGAGGAUGCAUAACACUCAACCAUAAGUACCUAGCUACUACCUUAUGGCAGUUUCCAGCUUUCGUUCGCUUGACAACUGUGGAACCAAUGAGAUAUAACCAACACUUCCAGAAACUGCGAGGACUGUAAGCGCAUAACUCGUUACUGUCCAAUCAUUCUCUUUGCAGCCAACAUUUCAAGGCAGGCUGCUGUUAGAGUGAAACGUGGACACCCGCUGGAGGCCGCUGACAUAAAACCCGUUCUCGGAACUUCAAAAAUUCAACAAAGGCAUAUUUCUCAAUUCCCAGCCUUACACAAUACUUAAUCUCAUCUACCCACACCCAAACAAUCUAAACUCCUUUACUUCUAAACCUCAUAUUAUCAUUUCUCCAGAGAAAAAACAAUCGUCAAAAUGAAUUAUUUACCCAAGGUGAAUUAUACCGCCGGGGCUAAAGCUGCCGCUGAAGGCGCGACCAAAGCCGCUACAUUAGCUGCUAAAUGGGCGGCUGCGAACCCUAAGAGCGCCGUAGCGUACGGCGUCGGGGGCACUGCCCUAGCAAUUCCAGCUAUCAUUGCUGGCCCCGCACUAGCGGCCGCUGGCUUCGGUGCCAACGGAAUCAUCGGAGCAUCGCUCGCAUCCGGCGCUCAAGCCGCGGUCGGAAACGUUGCCGCCGGAAGCUUGUUCGCGACUUUACAGAGCGCUGGGAUGGCGGGAUACGGGGCCGCGAUCGUCAACGGGGUUGUUCAGGCUGGGGGCGCGGCUGUUCUAGUUGCUACAGGAGGUACUAGCGCUCUAAUGUCCAAAGCGGGUAAGUGCCCCCGAAAGAGUGACCUGGUUUUAAUUGAGAAAACGUGGGAUUCGCUAAGAUCAAAUCUCAAGGAAGAUUCUGGUGACUGUCCCGGUACUUCAGAGGACGGCACAGGCCCGACUGCGGUAGAAGAUGCGCUAGCGAAUAGCUGGUCCAGCAUCCCGCUCGACUUAAUCAACGACUUAGUCGCCUCCACGCCGCAGCAGAUCGAGGCGUUCUCGAAGAACGAUGGGAGUACGGGAUAUUAAGAUUUGUACGCUGGUCACAGAAAUGUCUUCUUAGGAAGAAAGAGAAGAAAGGAAGGCUAAAUUGAGGAAGUCCGGUUCUACUUAUGUAGAUAGCUCAUCAGGUUUACAGAAAUGGAGAGAUUAUAGCCUAU